AUGGCCUAUGCUACAAUAGCCAUUGCUGCUGUGGUGUUGAUCUACUUGUCGCAGUUCCUCAACAACCUCGUGCGGAACAUGAUAAAUGGCUGGACGAUUGGGCUGCCCAUGAUUAUUGUCCCUGUUGAUCAUACUCAGCUGCUUUGGUUGAUCUUAGCUCCGCUCGGAAGACGCCGACUUCAACAGAUCCUCCCACGACGACUAUGGAGUCGAUUAGCGAUCACAAUUUUUGGCUGGGAAUUUCACGAGAAAUUGCGACCGUUUGAACAGUUCGCAACGAGUCGUGGAAAAGAGAAGGGAAUGUCAUUUCUACUCGCCGGAUUUGGCCACCUCGAGCUCUGGACAGCGGAUCCUGUAGCAGUUCAAGAUAUUCUGCUCCGUCAUCGAGAUUUUGAAGUUCCACACUCGCUAGAGUUUGCUCUUGGGCAAUACGGUCCGAAUGUGUUGACGACAAACGGGGACCAAUGGACGAGACAUCGAAGAAUUGUGUCCAGUGUCAUCGACGAACGCAUAUCCAAAACUGUUUUUGAGGAAUCCAUUGAACAGGCUGACGGAUUACUGGGCGAGAUAGAAGCAUCUACAGAUGGCACGGCGCCUACUGAAACACGUCACUUAUUCGAUAUGCUAAAGAAGAUUACCAUUCACGUUCUUCUUACUGCUGGAAUGGGUAGAACAGUAGCCUGGCAAGAUGAUAAAGAACAAAAGCCAGAACCAGGCUACAGAAUGUCGCAUAUUAAAUCCCUUACCACCGUCGUAACGAGUAUAGCAGGAUUCGGUUUACUACCGACUUGGCUUCUCGUACAAUGGCCCGAGUGGUUAUCAGGACACCAGAAAAUGACGUCUAUUGGGCAUGCAAAGAUGGAAGUGGAAAAGCGCAGCAAGUCAAUAUUGGAUCAGGAGCGAACUUCUCGAGCUAGGGGAGAAGAGUCGACCUCAAUGAACAACAUCAUGGUCAAGUUACUAGAUGCCUCGGAAGAAGGCAAGGACUCGGGUCAACCUUUAACAGAGGCAGAGAUGAUUAGCAACCUGUUCAUUUUUACGGCCGCAGGCUUCGAGACAACCGCAACAUUGUUGACCUACGCCACAGUCCUCUUGGCACGAUACCCCGCGUGGCAAGACUGGCUACUCGAAGAGGUGGAUGAAAUCACACCAGCAAAUGAUCAGCCAAGUUACAUGGAGUAUUCGGCCAUCUUCCCUCGAGCCACACGCACGAUGGCAUUUAUGUUUGAAACUUUACGACUAUACAGCCCAGUGUGCCAUGUACAUCGGGAAACUGCAUCGCCACAAGUCGUCCGCACGGAAACUGGCAGUGUCCAAUUGCCAGCUAACACACGGAUUUACGUCAACUCGGUGGCGGUUCACCUUCUCCCGAUAUGGAGAGAUAUUAAUAGGGCAUCUGAUCCGCCCUUCUACAAGCCAGAUCCGGACAAUAUUGCUGACGAGUACGCGUUCCGCCCUUCAAGGUGGAUCAAUCAGCCCAACGAGGCUCAGCGGAUCUACCACCCACCCAAAGGAACAUGGAUCCCAUGGGCCAUGGGACCCCGAGUUUGUCCAGGACAGAAAAUGGCCCAAGUGGAGUUCACGGCUGUCAUGUUGACAUUGCUGCGGAGGCAUCGAAUAGACGUGGUUCCCCUGGUUGGAGAAGGACGCAAAGAAACGGAAGACCGGCUGGACGCGGCGCUGUGUGACAGCAGUUGGGUUACAGUUCUACAAAUGAACAACGUGUUUGACCCCAAGCCCAAUGAGGGGCUUCCAAUGAAAUUCUCCAAGCGGAGGUAG
Pochonia chlamydosporia 170 is the source of this 1779-nucleotide messenger RNA. RefSeq names its product cytochrome P450 monooxygenase. The record is from RefSeq and is a predicted model, not a curated record. The transcript has a single exon. Gene Ontology annotation, molecular function: iron ion binding; heme binding; oxidoreductase activity, acting on paired donors, with incorporation or reduction of molecular oxygen. Bases 1 to 1779 code for a protein of 592 amino acids. Lineage: Eukaryota; Fungi; Ascomycota; Sordariomycetes; Hypocreales; Clavicipitaceae.